Molecule: messenger RNA, 948 nt
Organism: Cynoglossus semilaevis (tongue sole)
Lineage: Eukaryota; Metazoa; Chordata; Actinopteri; Pleuronectiformes; Cynoglossidae
Gene: eif3f
Product: eukaryotic translation initiation factor 3, subunit F
Exons: 7
Coding region: 45-866 (273 amino acids)
Biological process (GO): translational initiation
Cellular component (GO): eukaryotic translation initiation factor 3 complex, eIF3m
Molecular function (GO): metallopeptidase activity; translation initiation factor binding; translation initiation factor activity
Source: RefSeq, a predicted model, not a curated record
UCUAUGUUCCGCCUGUGGCCGGUGUUCCAUCCUCCUUUUCCAAGAUGUCGGUGUUCGGGCCAGUGGUGAAAAUUCACCCCGUAGUUCUCGCUUCUAUAAGCGACUCGUACGAGCGCAGGAAUGAGGGAGCGAUCCGUGUGAUCGGGACAUUGUUGGGUACUGUUGACAAACACUCCAUCGAAGUGACCAACUGCUUCUCUGUCCCACACAACGAGUCUGAGGAUGAGGUGGCUGUGGACAUGGAGUUUGCUAAGAACAUGUACGAGCUCCACAAGAGGGUCUCCCCCACUGAGGUCAUCAUUGGCUGGUACGCCACAGGCUUUGACAUCACAGAACAUUCAGUGCUCAUCCAUGAAUACUACAGUCGUGAGGCCACCAACCCCAUUCACCUGACUGUGGACACAGCACUGCAGAGCGGCAAGAUGAACAUCCGUGCCUAUGUCAGUGCACAGAUGGGUGUUCCAGGGAAGACGGUCGGUGUGAUGUUCACUCCACUCACUGUUAAGUACAUCUACUACGACACAGAGAGGAUAGGAGUUGACCUCCUACAGAGGACACGCUUGGCCACCGGUCGCACCAAAGGACUGGCCUCAGACCUGUGCCAGGUCGGAGGAGCCGCAGCCAGGAUGCAGGACAUGUUGACCACAGUCCUGGCCUACGUGGAGGACGUUCUGUCUGGUAAGGUGACGGCAGACAACAGCGUGGGCCGCUUCCUGAUGGACCUGGUCAACAAGGUGCCCACCAUCUCAGCGGAGGACUUUGAGAACAUGCUCAACUCCAACAUCAACGACCUACUGAUGGUGACCUACCUGUCCAAUCUGACCCAAGCACAGAUCGCUCUGAACGAGAAGCUGGUGCUGCUCUAAGAUCUGUUGAAAGUCCUUCGUAUUUAAUUUUUGUACACCUUGAUUUUGACUGAGAUGCAGAAUAAAGAUGUGAAACAGUCAA